CUCACCUGCCUCAUUGUGGGCAUGGUAGCGUUGGAGGCAAGAGGCAUGUAUAUCAGUAAGACUUCUGUAGAUGCACUGAAUAGGGUCAGACGCUGGUACUUACAGUAGAGUUAUAAAACUAGGUUUUUAACCGUAUGUGGGAUAUAAUUGUUUUAAACUGAGCAAUGCCAAACGAAAAAUAAAAUUUGAGAGGCGAGGAAACCUACCAAAAAGGAUAAGUGUCCACAAAGAAAGAAAUGGCAGAAUUCUGGCUAAUUUCUGCACCUGGUGACAAAUCAAACCAACAGCAGUGGGAGAGAAUGAACACUGUCACCACUAAAGCCAACCUGUCCAGUAAUUUCAAAUUCACAAUUCCUGAUCUUAAGGUAGGCACGUUAGAUGCUCUGGUAAGCCUCUCAGAUGAGCUGGGGAAACUGGAUACCUUUGCUGAGAGUGUUCUAAAGAAAAUUGCACACUCCAUGUCUGAUAUGAUGGAGGAUUCCGAAGACAAAGUUCAGGAAAACCUGUUAGCCAAUGGAGUUGACCUGGUCACCUACUUGACUCGGUUCCAGUGGGAUAUGGCAAAAUACCCAAUACAGCAAUCACUGCACACCCUUUCAGAAGUAAUGUCAAAGCAAAUCUCCCAGAUUGACACAGACUUGAAAGCCCGUUCUGUGGCAUACAGCAACAUCAAGGCCAAUCUGCAGAGCCUGGAAAGAAAAGCUAUGGGGAACCUUUUAACUCGAACACUAACAGACAUUGUGAAUAAGAAUGACUUUGUGCUGGAUUCAGAAUAUCUUACCACCCUUCUAGUUGUUGUUCCAAAGGCAAAUUACGUCAUGUGGCAAAAAACGUACGAAUCUCUGUCAGAUUUAGUGGUACCUCGGUCAACAAAAAAAAUAAUGGAGGAUUCGGAAGGAGGACUUUUCACUGUGACUUUGUUCAAGAAAGCGGUUGAUGAAUUCAAAGCGAAAGCAAGAGAGAACAAGUUCGUGGUGCGUGAAUUUAACUUCAAUGAGAAGGAGCUGCAGUCUGAGAAAGAGGAAAUGACACGGCUGGCUGCGGACAAGAAGCAGCAGUAUGGUCCUCUUCUGCGAUGGCUGAAGGUGAACUUCAGUGAAGCAUUCAUUGCUUGGAUCCAUGUAAAGGCCUUGAGAGUUUUUGUGGAAUCAGUACUGAGAUACGGCCUUCCUGUAAACUUUCAAGCGCUGCUGCUGCAGCCCAACAAGAAGAGCAUGAAACGCCUGCGGGACGUCCUGAACGCACUCUACAAACACUUAGAUGGUGUUGCAGCAGCAAGCGUGGCGGACGCUGUCGUGGAUAUCCCUGGAUUGAGUGUUGGGAACCAGGAUUACUACUCCUAUGUCUACUUCAAGAUAGAUCUGAAUCUGAUAGACCAAAAAUAGAUAACGAGGCCAAGGUAUAAGGUCAUGAUCCAGUGUAAGGUCACAAGUCGAUUUUUGAGAAGAGAUUCAGGAUCUCAGUGCUUAAUAAACCAAAGAGUGUAGAAGAAUAUCAACUGAUUUAACCUGUUUGUCAAAGCUUUUAACAAAUGCUGUAACUAAUCCUUAUUGCAACUGCGUCAGCAUGUUUAGCAUACAUGUUGAAUAGGCAUGCAGCAGAUAAGUUUAACUGCAAUGGCCGCAUAAUACAUUUGGACAAAGCCAAGACAGGCCCGUCUUCCAUUCACCUGUAUUGAACCAUCUGUUGUGUGGUUGUUGAAUAUAAUAAGCCACUAUUUUUUUUUUGUAUCUGCAAUAAAGUUCAGUUCAGUAUACUACACUUUAAAUGCAGAUUAUUAUAACAAUGUAACUGGUUUUAAAAUAUAUCUCCAUAAUCUCUCUCUCUCUAUAUAUAUAUCCACCGUACAAAAAUAUUCAGAGAAGUAUGCCCUCUCCUUUAGGACAGUACAUUAAAUGUCUUGUUUAGUAUCGAAAUGUAAAAUUGAGUUAUGUAUUGUGGACCUUUUGUCACCUGUUCUUCUAAAAUGUAUUGUAGCUCUAAGCUAAGCUUCGCAUUGGGGUUUAAUGUUCCAGGGCUAUGCCACAUGUCUUUUGACUCGCCUAGCCUGCAGGGACUUCAAAUCAGCAAGUGCAGGUGUAAAGAAGUAAAAGAAAUACUCCACAUUAAUGAAACUGAUCAAAAAUAUACUGGAUCGGGUACUUAUUUCUCCUCUAUGAUUUUAAUUUUUAUUUAAUAUUUUGUAAAGAUAUUAACAUGUACAACAUUAUAAAAUGAACUGUAUAUUUAAAAAUGUACAAUUUAAAUAAUGACAAUUUAUGAGUUGACAAUUCAUUAGGAACCAAAAUAAUUACUUGAACUGUACAUAUCAAAUUUUAAAUGAAGAUGUAUAUAUUUA
Acipenser ruthenus (sterlet) is the source of this 2338-nucleotide messenger RNA. Its product is annotated as V-type proton ATPase subunit C 1-A-like. Gene Ontology annotation, molecular function: proton-transporting ATPase activity, rotational mechanism. NCBI's taxonomy places the organism in Eukaryota, Metazoa, Chordata, Actinopteri, Acipenseriformes, Acipenseridae. Gene Ontology annotation, cellular component: vacuolar proton-transporting V-type ATPase, V1 domain; lysosomal membrane. The transcript has 13 exons. Gene Ontology annotation, biological process: proton transmembrane transport. The record is from RefSeq and is a predicted model, not a curated record. Bases 237 to 1385 code for a protein of 382 amino acids.